Messenger RNA from Aspergillus caelatus, 1065 nucleotides. It is a transcript of the gene rpnL, whose product is annotated as proteasome regulatory particle lid subunit rpnL. The record is from RefSeq and is a predicted model, not a curated record. The transcript is spliced from 2 exons. Gene Ontology annotation, cellular component: cytosol; nucleus; proteasome regulatory particle. Bases 139 to 981 code for a protein of 280 amino acids. NCBI's taxonomy places the organism in Eukaryota, Fungi, Ascomycota, Eurotiomycetes, Eurotiales, Aspergillaceae. Gene Ontology annotation, biological process: proteasome-mediated ubiquitin-dependent protein catabolic process.
CGACCAUCAACCACAAAACCACUCCUUACCUUUUCCCGUACGCUUCAACCUCUCCCGGACUUCUUUAAUACGUUUUUAUUUACUUUCCGAGUCGCCUUCCACAUACCUUCCAUCUCACAUCCUAAAUCCAGACCCAUUAUGGCAAACGGCGCCGACCUCCGGACCCUCGUCUCAGAGCUUCACAACGCUCUCAACCGGAAACAAUUUGAUGCUGCCAACGAUCUCCUUAGUCGCGCAAAGCGGACCCUCUUACUGCAGAAUGCCCUCAUCCCGACAUCUUCAACAUCGCCUGAGCUGAUUGCCGUUGCCCGGGAGGUGCUGGAGCUCGGCGCUCUGUCCUCCAUCCGGCAAACCGACGCACCCUCUUUCACACGAUACUACCAGCAGUUGCAGCCUUUCUACGAUCUGGAGAGAGAUAGCGCCAACGCAGGAAAGGUAGACUUCAAGACCAGCCAACGGAGCAAGAUCACGGGGCUGCACCUCCUCCUGUUGCUGAGCAUGGGCGACAGCACUAGUUUCCACACCGUCUUGGAGGGUCUCGUCGAGGAGGCGAGUUUGAAGGGAAAGAGGAUUGAGGAUGACCCAUGCAUUAAGUACCCGGUUGAGCUGGAGAGAAACUUGAUGGAGGGAAGCUAUGAUAAGGUGUGGAGAGAGACUAAGUCGGAGAGAGUGCCUUCAGAGGAUUUCGGCUUAUUCUCGAAUGUCCUGGUUGGAACCAUCCGUAGUGAAAUCGCCGACUGCUCCGAAAAGGCGUACCCCUCGCUCCCCAUCUCCAACGCCAAGAACCUUCUGUUCCUCGAGUCGGAGGGAGCGGUCAUUGAGUUCGCCCAGCAGCGCGGAUGGGUGCUUCGUGAUGGACGGAUAUACUUCCCUGUUGAGCCGGAGGCCGCCGCACGGUCCGAGAAGGAUAUUCUGGUGGCCAGCACCGCAAUCAUCGAGAACGCGAUUGGUUACGCUCGCGAACUAGAGACGAUUGUUUAAUUUAAUAGAUCUAGUCACGGUAUUUUUUUUUUUUUUUUCCCUUUGCCUUUUCGUCUGGGUUCCGGGGGGUUUUUAUAUCUUGUA